Molecule: messenger RNA, 2394 nt
Organism: Tetrahymena thermophila SB210
Lineage: Eukaryota; Ciliophora; Oligohymenophorea; Hymenostomatida; Tetrahymenidae
Product: transmembrane protein, putative
Exons: 7
Source: RefSeq, a predicted model, not a curated record
AUGAAUAAUUGCAUCGUUGUUUUAAUCAUGGGGCUAUUUACAUUAUGUAUAGUAACCAUGUAUAGUAUAAUUGAAAACUUAGCAGGAUUUGAAUCUUAUGUUUAGAUGCCUACAGAAUUAAUUACUUAUGUAUCAAUGAAAGACAUUGAAUUAGAUACCUUAAGUAAUGAGCAGGUGUAAUAUAAGACAAAAAUAAAGAAGACUAAAGGAAAAGAGUAGCCAAACUAUUUUUAUAAUGGUAUGAUGAAUUUUUAUGAGCAAGUGUUAGAUUCACCUUUAAAACCUGAUUAAUCUUGUAGAGAGGAUGAUAAACAUGAUGCUAAUUCUAAUGAUAAGCAUUUAGAAGAUUAGAUAGAAAAAAAUGUAGAUAUAUACUAGAAAUAAAUAGAAUAAUAGAAUUAAAUCAGAAGCAAAUUGAGAAAAUCAAUCAGCAAUAUUACUAAAACUUAUUUUUUAGAAGAACACAUAUUUGGCAAGAAAUAAAACUCAUUUGGGAUAGUAUCAAUUAGAAACGAUUUUAUGAUUAACCCUCAAUCAUCUUCUAAAUACUCAAGUUUGGAUCUAUUUAAAAUAAAAGACUCUAUUUUAGACAAUCAUGCUUCGAAAAAUAUACUUCAAAAUCCUAUUGAGCAUAGCAUCAGUUUGAAAUUUGGGACUAAAAUUAUUACAAGUUACUAAAGUGGUGGCAAUUAUAUUGGUAUAUCUUUAAAAGGUAUUAAUUUUGGCUAGCUUUAUGAUAAGUCUAUUGGUUUGAUAGAUCUCAAAAGAGUUGAGAGUAAUCAUCCUGAUUAUUAUUAAGAAGUUAUUGUUGAACCUUAGUCUGAUAUUAGCACAGUAGCAUAGCACAAUAAUGUCAUAGUUUAUGCUAAUAAAGAGGAUUAUGUAUUGUUUCGCUCAAGGAUACUGGUUCAUAAUAAAUGGAGAAACAUCACUUCACUGCACAUGAUAAAAAAUCCAUAAAGAUUGUUUUCAUAAACACUUUCAUUAAAUUUCCUAUAUAUUUCAUAUGAUCCUUAAUGUCUUAACACUUUACUAGUAAGUUAUGCAAUUGGAUAAGAUGAGUCAAUGCUUUAUAAAGGAGAUGUGUUUUGCUUGAAAAAAAAGAAAUAACCCUAUAUAGUUGAUUAGUCAAAUGAUACAUGCUAAGUGUGGGAAUAUUAUGAACCAUAUAUCAGACAUAAACUUGAAUCAUACAGAGAAGAAACUCUUUAUGAAUGGGAACAAGUUUUUCAAGCCAUCACAAAAUAAAUGGAAUUCGAAGUUAGAAAGGUGGAUAUCUUCUCAUUGAAUCUAUAUAAAUAUUUUUCACUAUUUUAUGACAGAUAUAAAAAUAUUAUUGUUGCUAGCUUCUUGAAUAAAUACAUUUUUAUUACUUAAUUAAGACCUCAUGUAAGAAGUAGUGAUAACCAGUUUUUCAAAAUCGAAAGCUUUGAAAGAGAUAAUUCAAGAAUAUCUAAAAUUCUUUACAGUCAUUCAACUGAAUAUAUUUACAUCCUAGCUUAAAAUGUUGCUAUGCAUUCUAAGGUAUUUAUGAUCAGCAUUAAAGACCUGCACACCAAGAAUUCAGCAAAUGUGUAUAGAGCCGAUUUUUACUUUGAUGAUGAUAAUGAAUUGAUGGUAAAAGAUAUAGAGAUUAUUGAAAACAAGAAUUAAGACGAUCAGUAUUAGGCAGUACAACUUGUUUUAGAGAAUGGUGAUCUAGCAAAAUAUAUAAUAAGAUAUGAUGAACCUAUUUAAGUAGAUAAUGAGGAUUCUUCUGAAUACGCUCUUUAUAUUAGCUUUAUAAUAUUUUUAUUUAUCAUCUUAUAGCAGAUGUUUUAGAAUAUCUUUUCUAGAUUUAACUAAGCUAUCAAUAACCGCCGCUAAGGUUAGUAAUAGUAAUAAUAACAAUAACAACCCUAACAACAAAUGUAAUAACAAUAAUAGCAAUAAUAAUAGUAGUAAUAGCAAGCUCAAGCCAGUUAAGCAAAUAAUUAAAAUAAUUAGAACUUAAAUAAUUAAUAAUAAUAGUAAUAGCCUCUAUAAUAGCCAUUUAAUUAACAGUAGUAACAUUAGCAAUAAGUUCAUCAGAUCGUUUUACCUCCGCAAAUUUAAUAAGUGCUAAAUUCUAGUUUAUAGCAAAUUAUUUUUUAGCAUUAAUAAAUGCAAUUGCAGUAAUAAAAUCAGCAUCAAAAUUAGUAACAAAGCUAGUAAUAAAAUUAACAACAGAACAAUCAGUAGCAAAAUAAUCAAGCCAAUUAAUAAUAGAAUUAAUAAAUUAAUUCACAAAUUCCAUAAACACUUCCGCCUCUUUUCAAUUAAAACUAAGCAAUAAUUAUUCAAAGGCUUGUCCCAUAAUAAAAUUAAUAAUAAUAAUUGCAAAAUUAAUAAAAUUAACCUCAACAAUAAAAUUGA